AAAAACUCUUGAGGAACCAUCUUUGUAAAGUGUCCACUCUUAAACUUAAAAAGUCUAUAUUUUGUUGCCCAGGACUCCAAAAGAGGGCGCCAUGGGAGUCCAAAGACUCAAGAGGUACAUCGAGGGCAACAAUGAUGUCCUAAAGAGGCGAUACUUCAGGAAGAGUAAGCUCAUCAUCGAUGGAUCCAAUCUGUACUACAGCCUCUACUUCAGUUUCCCCUUGGAUCAAGUGCACGGAGGAGAAUAUGAAGGCUUUGAGAAAGUGGUCAGUCGCUUCUUUGCAAACCUCAGAAUCUGCAAAAUCGAGCCCUACGUUGUGCUCGAUGGAGGGGAUGACAUCAGCGAUAAGAAGUUUGACACCCUGAAACAAAGAACCCAGGACAGGAUCAAGAGGGCCGACGCCUUAUCCAAAGGACGACGAGGAGAAGUCCUUCCAAUCCUCAUCAAGAACGUCUUCAAACAGGUCCUCAGAAAGCUCAAGGUGCCACUUAUCCAGUGUGUCGCCGAGGCCGACUGGGAGGCCGCAGCUCUGGCUAACGAGUGGAACUGUCCAGUUCUGUCUAAUGACUCUGAUUUCUUCAUAUUCGACAUCAAGGGAGGGUUUUUACCCCUUUCUGACUUCAACUGGAAGAAAGUGGAGUCAAUGGAACAGUCCAACAAAAAGUACAUUGUAGUCAGUUGGUAUUCUGUUAGUAACUUGUGCAGCACCUUUAACUGCAUGAACAAACACCUUCUCCCUAUUUUUGCCACCAUCUUGGGCAACGACUACGCCCACCUGGACAAAACACUGUUUCCAAACUGGACAAAGUUCUCACUUAUUCCUGGAGUAAACUGCAAAAUCGAUGGCUUGCUCAGGUGGCUGUCAUGCCAUAAGGGUCCCAAGGACGCAAUUAAAGCCCUUCUGAGCAUGAUUACAAACCCGAGGGAUUCAGUGACGGUCCGCAAGGUUCUCAAGGAGGGCCUCCAAGAGUACCGCCUGACUCCCAGCUCCAUAGCUCAGUUCUUCAAGCGAGGAGAACCACAGAGCAACCUCCCAAGACCUUUACAGAGCCUGCCGGAGUGGUUCCUGAAGGCCCUGGGCGAGGGCAAGCUCAACUCAAUCCUUCUUGACGUCCUCACACUGCACAGGGUCACUCUCAACUUUUCGGUCCAGGAUUUUAGCCUCCACAGCAACAAUCUGACCUCAAGACCCAUACGGCAGGUCAUUUAUGGCUUAAUGGUGCAGGCCGCUGCAGAAGAAGAGCAGUACAAGGUAGAGGAGUAUGACAGGCAGGGGCUGAUGCUAACCAGCUCCAAGGUUCCAGCCAUCUCGACAAACCUUCAGCUGGACACACUGUGGGAGACAUCCUGGCAUUUGCGGCUCCAGAUUUUCUUGGACACUUUGGGCGUUUCGCAAGUCCCCGAGCGGCUCCAUGUGCUUCCCAGCCUGCAGCUAGCUGUGUAUGUCACAUGCUACUGGCUGAAACACGCACAGCCUGAGCCCAGACCAGAAUUCUUCUGGGCCUUGCUGGUUGGCCUGGUGUAUGGAGAGCUGUCCAGAGAUCCACUCACAGAGAAAGCCGUGCCAAAAAGACUGAAGAACCUGAAAAGCCGUAAAGAGGAGACUCCUCUGGACCUGGAGGCAGCUCACGCUUACAGUCAGUGGCAGGGCAGUCUGAGAGACAGUAUCUGCCUCAGUCAGCUGCUGGGCAACCCAGUGUCUGAACCAGAAUACGCAUGGUUGUACAGUGGGGUGCUGGUACAUGCCGUAACCCGGGAGCUGAAGAAGGGUGUCAGUCCAGAAUCCCUGCUGGCCAGAGCCCCUCAAGCUCGGCAGCUCUACCAGCAGCUGAGGGAAGCAGUGGAGCUCGAGUUGGAUGAUGACAUGAAGACGAGGCUCAGAGCAGGCAGAGAGAGGCCAAGCGACAGUCCAGCAGGUGAGAAAUGUGCAGACGACCUGAUCACCAUGUUUGAGCAUCUGAUGGGCAGAGAAGAGGAGGAUGACGAAGAUCCCCGUGGGAGAAGGAAGAAGAGCGAGGGCAGUAAACGUGAGGAUGAGAUGUACGAGCAAACCUGCAGCCUUCGCACCAGACACAGAAGUAGAUCUCAUAAAACUGACCCCAGAGCCAAGAAAUACCAGAACUCCUACUGGGAGUGAAACCUGGAGGCCAGCCAGAAGUGUCCCCAACUGACUGACUGACCAAUGAGAAACCAGUUUACUUUUGUUGUUUACUACUCACAUCAUUCGCAGUUUAUUUUUUGAUUCAACCCAUAUGAAAAUAUUCCUGUUACAUCACUACGGCUCUGAUUUUAACCAAUCAUGUGUUUUUUAAUUCAUAUAUUGGAGUGAGUGGCAAUUAAGGAUGUAAAUUAA
Pygocentrus nattereri (red-bellied piranha) is the source of this 2353-nucleotide messenger RNA. RefSeq names its product protein asteroid homolog 1-like. NCBI's taxonomy places the organism in Eukaryota, Metazoa, Chordata, Actinopteri, Characiformes, Serrasalmidae. The coding region runs from base 92 to 2137 and encodes 681 amino acids. The record is from RefSeq and is a predicted model, not a curated record. The transcript is spliced from 5 exons.